AUGUCAGACAUGCAAAAGGGUGGAAGUGGUAGAGGAAGUGGUCAAUCAAGCUCUGCACAGAAAAGGCCUAUAGGAAGUGGUGAAUCAAGCUGUGCACACAAAAGGCCUACAGGAAGUGGUGAAUUAGUUGGGUUGAAAAGGGGUAGAGGAAGUGGUCAAUCAAGUUCUGCACAGAAAAGGCCUAAAAAUGCAGGCCUUGGAUGCUACAUAAACCCAACAACUGGAAGAACUGUCAUUAAUCCUGGUAGUUCAAGUGAGAGAGUUGUCAGGCACGGGACUAUGAGGGACACCAGUGCAGUUAACAUUGAUCUUGGAUUUAAACCUCCUGGUCUGAAGUUCCAAGGUAAAAGUGCUGUCACAACCACACAGCUACAACAACAGUCUAGAAACAGGAGAAAUAUAACCACCAACAAGCCUUCUACCCAACCAGAAGCAAAGAAGAAGCCAAUUUGGAAAUCCUGAAUGUUUGUUCAAACAAUUUAGUUCUGCAUCUAUUGUGAAACAAUUUGGCAGUUUUAGCCAAGUAUUUUUAUGUGUCUUAUGUCCUUUGCAUGAAACUGUUAUUUUGCAUGUAACUGUUAUUUUGAUGGCUAGCCGAGUACUUCUAUUAAAUGUAACUAUUUUUUUUGAUUAGUUAAAUGGUAGUUGGAUGGGGGUUGAAUGAAGAGUAAUUUAAUGGGGGUUGAAUGAAUUAAUUGGAGUAAUUGAAUGGUUGAAUGGUUCAAUGAAUGCUGGAGUAAUUGAAUGGUUGAAUGAGUUAGUUGGAGUAAUGGAAUGGCUGAAUUAGUUGGAGUAAUUGAAUGUUGUAUUACCCCUAUAUAAAUUACCUUCAUAGUCUUCCAUUUUACUAUCCAACAACCACACAAACGAAUUCACUCACAGUCUUUCAAACAAAAUGCAUCAUAUCCAGCAUUACACUAUUGGUUGGUUUGAGAAAACAUUGACCAAAUCCUAUAUACAAAACGAUGAUUUCAUUCUUCCAACUAUGGAUGCUCUUCCACAAGAUGACAAAGAAGCCGUUGUUUUAUACGACACAACCGCUUUCAAAAUGAAAUACAAGAUCGGUCGAAAGGCGCGCCUCAACAAUGGAUGGAAAGAGUUUGUUUAUGCAAAAGGUCUAAGGGAAGGGGAUGAGUUGCGUUUUGAAGUUUGUUAUCUACAGGAUCGCCUCUACUUCAUUGUUACUAAAGUGGAGGAGCCGGAGAUCAUAGAUGUUGAUAGGUCGUCUCUUUCUAUUUAUGAAAAAUGAAGUUUGGUUUGGUUUGAUUUGUUUUGUUUUGUUUUCGUUUACUUAAUGACGUAUGGUUUUGAUUUAUGU
Messenger RNA from Lycium barbarum (goji berry), 1318 nucleotides. RefSeq lists its product as uncharacterized. NCBI's taxonomy places the organism in Eukaryota, Viridiplantae, Streptophyta, Magnoliopsida, Solanales, Solanaceae. The transcript has 4 exons. The record is from RefSeq and is a predicted model, not a curated record. Bases 1 to 462 code for a protein of 153 amino acids.